Messenger RNA from Meyerozyma guilliermondii ATCC 6260, 1209 nucleotides. RefSeq names its product lysophosphatidylcholine acyltransferase (gene TAZ1). The coding region runs from base 1 to 1209 and encodes 402 amino acids. The record is from RefSeq and is a predicted model, not a curated record. The transcript has a single exon. Gene Ontology annotation, biological process: cardiolipin acyl-chain remodeling; inner mitochondrial membrane organization. Gene Ontology annotation, cellular component: mitochondrial membrane. Gene Ontology annotation, molecular function: 1-acylglycerophosphocholine O-acyltransferase activity. Lineage: Eukaryota; Fungi; Ascomycota; Pichiomycetes; Serinales; Debaryomycetaceae.
AUGUCGUUUCCAGAUGUUCUCAGGCGGGGCGAUGACUUUCUCAAAGAGAUGCCCCGGUCGUCAACCUUUUGGAACUACGCUUCACAUGCAACCUGUUUGAUGAUGAUCUCAGGAACAAAGAUCGCUCUUAAUACUUUGUAUAAGCCAUACCUUCAUGGCGUAGAGAAGCUUGACGAGGCAUUGGAGCGCGCCCGCCGAGAAAAUAGGUCGCUUUUGACGGUGAUGAAUCAUAUGAGUGUAGUGGACGAUCCUACUUUCUACGCAGCUCUUCCGUGGCGAUUCCAUACCGAUAUUGAUACCAUAAGAUGGGGUUUUGGUGCACACAAUAUAUGCUUUUCCAACACGGCAUUAUCGUGGUUCUUCAAUUUGGGCAAAAUCUUGGGCACAAAACGGUUUGGAUUCGGUCCAUUUCAACCUUCACUCGACGCUGCUAUUCGAAUAAUGAGCCCCGAUGAUACUUUAGACUUGGAGUUUCUGCCGCUAGUAAAAGACGUUGAAAAACCUCUUCUAAUUCAGCGUGCUAGUUCGCCUUCAUGGAAAGAAUCAUCAGACCUUGUUGCUCACAAGAAAUCAGGAGCUAACAUCCUCAUGUCCCUGUCGCCAUUUAUCCGCAAAAAGACGUCGUGGUUCCACGUAUUUCCCGAGGGAUUCGUGCUACAGUUAGAAUUUCCUCACGAAAACUCAAUGCGUUACUUCAAAUGGGGUGUUUCUAGACUCAUUCUCGAGGCAACUGCAUCUCCAAUAGUUGUUCCAAUUUUCUCCUAUGGCUUCGAAAAAAUAGCACCAGAAGACUCAGCCGACAAGGGUAUCAACAGAUGGCUUCCCUCGAAUGUAGGAUCGGAGGUCCAUAUUCAUAUUGGCGACGCAUUGCCCGAUGAACAGAUCGAAGAAUACAGAGAACAAUGGCGCCGUCUAUGCGCCAAGUAUAUCGACCCCAAGCAUCCUGAAGACUUGAACGACGAGUUGCGUAAUGGAAGCAAAGUGCUCGAAUUGAGGUCUCGUAUUGCUGCCGAUUUGCGUGAAGCUGUAGCUGGUAUUCGCACCCAAGUGGGCAAGUUCCGUGAAGAAGACCCUCGUUUUAAGGAUCCAGAGUUUUGGAAACGCUACACUUUGACAGAAGGUGCUAGUGACCCGGAUGUCAAAUUCAUCGGUAAGAAUUGGGCUAUUAAACGGUUGCAGAAACAUUUGCCGGAAUUUAGCGAGGAUUGA